AUGUCGGACGAGACGAUUUGGAGCGAUCAGUCUUCGGAGCAAGUUUCAAAUCCUGCGCCGAUCUUGGAGACUUCGUUAAUGGCAACUGCAGAGGAUCAUGUUAUUGUGAAACUUCUUACAGGCAACAACGUUACAUCCAGUUCUUCGAAUAGUAGCGAAGUACUGGCUAAGCUCUUAUCAGGGAGCGUACACUCGUCUUCACCUUCUGCCGUGACAGUCGGAACUACUUUCAUGUGGAGCAGUGUGCAGUCUCCGGGCCUGCGUAAAAUUGAGCCAAAGCCAACAGAUUCUGGAAAUGAGGGUGAAAAAAUUGAAGUUGAAAAUGAAUCGAAUCCGCCAGGAAGGUAUAAGUGUAAUUUAAAUUUCUGUAGUGAUAAAGCAAUGUAAAGAUUUUUACACUUUGAGCAAUUUUCAGCGCAAUGAUUUGAGUGAUUAAACAUUGUAUUAGUUUUUCUGUGCCUCUCUAUCACUAGAGAAGUCAUGUGGCACCCUCUGUAACAGGUUAGCUCUCUUGUGGGGUCCAAAGGCAGCAGGGCUAAGAAAGAGCUUUUGAUCAUGCUCCUUAAAUUUGAAUUCCACCCCUGUUGAUAGAUUCUCAGAUGUUGAACUGUUUGGAAAGCUGCAAUCAGUAUCAAAAUUAGUUGAUGUUCUGUGUGAAGAGUUCUUUUUUUGUGUAGAAUGACAUUAUUGUUUGCACCAUGCUAUAAAUCAUUGACAAGACCCCUCUUCCCCAUUCUAUGUAGCCUGUUUGUUGUUAGAAGAUCACAGACUUGCUCUGGGGGAAGGGGGUGAAUGUGUUAAUUUAAAAUUUCAUAAGGAAAAGAGGGGAUUGAAGAGGUCAACAUGUCAAUGCUUUUGUCACCUAUUGUAGAAACCAAUUAUUUGUGGUACAUGUGCACACAGUAAUAUUUUUGUAAUAUAGUAUUGGAUGUAUUGUUAUAAAGAAUCCUAUGUUCUUAUUUUUAGACUUCUGGGUAUUAAUGCCACAAGGAGAGGAGUCAAGACAUGCCCUAUCUGCAUGAAGAAGAUUGGUUACCGUUCUAAGCAGUGCAAAUUUUGUAGCCCUGGAAAGCCUAGAAAGAGAUCAAGAAAAUCUAAACAAAGUAAAGAAUCUAAUCAUUAUGAUGAUGGAAGGGGUACAACUUGUGUUGAAUUGGAUGUUGUGGUGAUUGAUGGUGAAACUGAGGUGGCAACUUCAGAGAUCUCAAGCACUGUUCCAGAAGUUGUUGCAAAGGAGGAGGUGGAAGAUUCUGGAACAGAUACAACAAUAAGUUUUGGACAAGAAACUCAGGAAGAUGAUGUAGUUACUGGUGAUGCUGUAACAACAGAAGGAGUGGUAGGAAAAAAGAGCUAUCAUACCAGUCUGCAAGAUUUGAUCCAAACUCUUCUUGUGCAAAAUCAAAACAGUAGUGUAUUCAUACCACCCAGUGAGCGGGUAGAGACAGAUAAAUUGAAUAUGGCACAGCCAAACUCUGAUCAACAACAGCAACAAGGUGGCAAUGAGGAGAUAGAGCAAGAGCAGGAACAAAUACAAAUGGCAGGUGCUGCUGUAGGCACCCCAGAGAAUUCUUAUGAUGCAAAUUCAGUUGCACUUUUUCUUGGACAUUUGGCUCAACAGAAUGGGAAGAAAAUACGGACUGCACUGAAUCCUGUGAUUGACAAUACUAGGUCUAGCACGGGUACAUCAAGUCUGAUUGGAGUCAAAACAAAACACAUUGUUAUAGAAGACGAUCUGUCGAGCCAGGCAAAGUACCGCAAAAUACGUCCAAAGUCAAUUGAUGAUGGCACUGCAGUGGUGGAAAUUCGGUCAAGUGUGGCAUCAACUGUUGAGGAAGACAUGGCUGAUAAUGUUGCAGAGUCCAGACCAACAGAAUCUCAGUUAAGGUACUCACAGCUGGUUGUAAGAUUUUUAGUUUUUUGUGAAUUUGAAACCUCUAACUCCCAAGAUCUGCUUGUUAAUUCUCCCCUAUAGCUGCUACACAUUCCUUGUCAAUUAGUUUCAAGAAUUUGGUCUGGGAUCAAGAUACCAACUGGUAACUGAUAAGUUUGAGUAUUCUCAUUACCUGUUGGCAGGUUAUGAGAACAGACAAGCUGAUCAGUGAGAGGGUGUUGUUUUAAAAUAAGCCCUAACUCUCCUGUCUAAUUUACAAGGAAAAGUAUGGCAAUAAGUAGGGAGAAUAACUAAUUGGAUGUUGGGUUAAAUGAGGUUUAAGAACCUGUUUCUAUUACCUCAGCCUUUGUUAAAAUAGAACCAUAGAGUUACACAUUUGAAUAAUCCUAAUGAUACAAAGACGGCCAAAGAUUGGAAAGAUUAAAGUGGGUUGUAAUGCUGCUCUAAAAAUCAUUAUGUAGCUCCUUAACACCCUAACAUCAUUAGGCAUUAUUCUCAAACUGCUCUCUACACAUUUUCCAAGGUGCCGACUUGCAGAAUUUGCUUAAUGAUCAAGAGCUUCUUUAGUUUGUGAUCGUUUUCUGUAAUCUCAUGACCUUAGUGUAUAGUUCAUGGGUGAUAUUGUGAGGGGGAAUUAGAUGCUUAUUACUCUCAAGGGUUAAAGGGUAAAGGGCUUCUUUUAAGAACUUUUCAUUUACUUCCAGAAUGCUUCCUGGAAAUGCAACUCGAAGAGGAGUGAUGCCUUGUCAAAAGUGCCAAUGUUUAAUUGGCUGCCGUUCAAAAGUGUGCAAGCAUUGCAAGUCUUUGUUGAACGAGUCCAAUCCUCCAUUCAAGAGAAACAAGAAGCAACAGCGCCAAGCAGUUCAGCUUCAAAUCCCAUCAAACUCAACAGUGAUGGUUUUCUCUGUAAGAAGAAGUAAAGUAGGACCAGAUCACAGGUGUUUUGUUUGGUGUGAGCGCAACUUCCCAGAUAACAGAAUGAGAGAUGUUUACUCAUGUGACUAUCCUCCUUGUGUGACUGCGAGGGAAUUGGGCAGCAAAGCUCCUUCCUUUCUGUGUGAACAUGCCAAGGUUUGCCGUAGCCAGGGAUCAAUAAACAAUUCCAGAGCCCUUUAUCUUGAUCAAGAAAAACUAUCUGGUGAAUUUUUUAGUGGAGAGGUUUCCAACUCAUUAAAAGAUCUAAACUUGAGGUGCGAUAGCAAAAAUGUGGCUCUUGUGCAGUGCGUGUCAGAACGAACUUUUGUCGUGGUUGAUCAGCUGCACUUUGAGCAGGGUGGUAGCCUGGCUCCAGAUCUUAUUGGGUUUGUUCAUGUGCGAUUUGAAAGGACAAAAGCGAAUGGUGGUUUGCGAAUUGAAGUGUUCUGUUCUGGAAGGCCAUGUAUGGCUUGGAAUCCUGUCUUCAGUUGUACAGUCAACAAAGGAAGUUCUCUACCAGUGUUGCGAUCUCUAAACUGCGUUCACUACUCUGCAUGUCUCUGGGCAAUAGCAUCUGAUGUAGAACUUGCACAGGAAUUUAAACUCUUCCUUGAUAAUGCUAAAAUGAAAGUCAACAAUACUGAAGAGGAUUGAAUCUAUGAAAAGAGCUCUGAACUUGUCCAAUAGUGCUCAAAGCUGUUACCAAUAGUAUGUAACUGCAGAUGUUAUCGUAUGAUAAUUUGAGUUAUACUUACAUUUUGAUUGGAUCUUACCCAUGAUCUAUUGGAUGGAUGAUGUCACUAUGAACAACUAAAACAUCAGGGCCACACUUAGCUGCUCGUGUUUUAUUAUUUUUUUGUUCUUACCAUAUGUUGACAUCAUCUGUAAUCUACAACUGAACAGACCAGCAGGAGCAUGGAAUCUUGGUUACUUAGAUCUAAUACAGUAUUUAAAGAGCCUGGAUUUUAUUCAAAAUUUAUCUAGAGGUCUUGGUUGUUUUGUAAUGCAAGAUGUUGCAUUUCCAUCUUACCUUGUUGAUUAUGAAGGAGAAAAUCACUUAUCAGAAUUAGGAGCAUUGUAUUUAUGUCAAAUUUACCUUUCCUGGUGGUUAGUGAAACCUGCUGUUCUGUAUUUGCACAAACUGAGCAAACAUCCCAGACGAAGUGGAAUUAAAAAUAUUAAUCUGCUUUUGCUAUUCAAGGUAAUUUUGUACCAUUUGUACUUUCCUCAAAUACUUGUUGUUGAUAGUUGUUUUUUUUAGUUUUGUUUUUAGUUGAGAUGCUGAUAGACAGUUCUACUGUUUUUAGUAGACAGUGACAGUAAUGUAACAAAAUUAGUGUCCAUAAGUAUUAGAUGACUAACUGAAAAGGAUUUUAUUCUCUAAAUUGUUAGGUAUCAACCUUAGUUUGGUUUAUUGUCGUGAAUUUACUGAUAACUUAACACACAUUGUCAAAAAUCCUGGCAUUAAAAUGUAUACAUGUUAUGUGUCUAUCAUUUUGAAGCUUCAACAUUCUUCCCCCCCUUCUUGAACUUUUGGAGAUUGGUUUGAUCAUAUUUCAAAUUCUUCUCAUUGACCAUGCUUUAGAACCUAAAUUCCCCACUGCUCUGGGCACAAAUGACAAACAAAUAUCUGUGCAUUGCCAAGGGGAGGGAGGAUGAUUAUAUUGAAGCUUUGAAUUGAUCAUCACAUUAUUCAAUGGUGUAACAUAAUUUGUAAUCAUAUUUUUCUAGUUGUGUUGUGUUUGCACCAGGAGCAAAAUGUCUUUUAGUGUUGUAUGUUAAACCAUCAAAUAAGGCAUUUAGUAUUCCACUUUUAUGUUCACUAUAUUAUUUUAUAGUGAUUUGGCUUUUAGUUUUUUUAAAUACAUCGCACAGCCUUAUCUGAGCAUCGCACUGAUUGCAUAGGGCCCAACAACUUCAUGAACAAAUUAAAAAAAAAAAACAAUUCAUGCCCUUUAAAGUUAAUUGCUUAAAAGGCAAAUCCUAGAGAACAGGGCUGGGUUGUUCAAAGGUGGGUUAAGAUAACCCAGGGUUAAAGUGAAAUUUGACUUCAGAUCUGAUAGCUUAAGAAGAAAAUUCAGUUUUACUCCAUUUGUCUAUAAUUUUAUGAUUGAAUGUUCUAAAAAGAAUUGGGAAAAUUACCCCUGAACAGCUUUUGAAUGGAGAAAUACAGAAACCCUGGAUUAAAAUUUUAACCCCUGGGUUAGUGCGAAUCAGCCUUUGAACAACUGGGCCCAGAAGAUAAUCAAAGUUUGGAUUGUUCAUGGCUACCAUUUUGUUUCUCCACUUUCCAUCCAUAUUUUGCGCUGUUCUACAGUGUAAUUAUAUUUCAUAUUUCACCCAUUCCAUUACUCUAAUAUGUUAAAGUGGCAUGAAAUGGAAUAAUAGUCAGUAGUAUGCAGUUGUAAGAUUUCUCUGUAUAAAUUAAG
This is a messenger RNA of Pocillopora meandrina, 5235 nucleotides long. NCBI's taxonomy places the organism in Eukaryota, Metazoa, Cnidaria, Anthozoa, Scleractinia, Pocilloporidae. The record is from the annotation of a GenBank genome assembly.